AAAAAUCUAUGUAGGAAGAUGUUGAUAGAUGUUGCUCAUGAUUUGAAUUUUAAAGGCAAUGAUUUUGGCUUCAUCUUAGUGUACUCUAAAGUUUCAAAGAAUAGAGAUGCAGGUGUCUCCAAUGGUACAGGUGUUUGGUAUGGUUACCGUGGUUACAGCAGCCAUGUUGUACUCUGUCCACCUUGGAUUCUUCGACUCCGUCCACACCGAGAUUGGAAGACAGUUUUAUGCAGAAAGAUACUCUGCAAAAUGGCGGAAAAUUUUUCCACCAUGGCUUAACAUGCCAUACAAUGCAUUUGUGAACAUAGGCUACGUGAUCUUGGGAGCUUUCUACUGUGCAAAGACAUCAGUGGCCCUGGGUAUCAAACAAAUAAAACGAUCGGACAGUUUUUUAUUCUACACGUUCAACAUUAUGUCUACUUUCUAUGGCGCCAUUCAAGCGGUUAGGAUCUUGACCCAGUUUCACCGAGCAGCUAUAAUGGACCAAUGGUACACCCUACCUUUCUUUAUGUGGGUUUACAUAUGGUCCCGUCAUCUUGACUCCGGAAUUGGAUUAAAGGGCGCGACCUUUUGGACAACCAUAUCGUUACUUUCAUAUUUACUGACUCUUGUGCAUAAAUAUGGAUUUGAACUUGCACUGGCGUUGCAUAUAGUUUUUGCACUUUAUGGUGCUGUGACUAUUUAUAGAAAAUUUCCUAUUAAGGAGGCUCAGCAGCCCUUUGUUUGGGCACUGAUUUGUUGUAUUGGGUUUGUUGUCCUGAAAUUGUUGGACUUGGAACUGCCAAAAAUCAACCAAAUGUUUGAGAAGAUAUCUGGACAUUUUCUGUCCAAAAUAGCUGACAUUUUUCAAAUCUAUUUUGUGAAUAAAUACUUUGAAGUAUUGACUUUACAUAAAAAUGAUAGAGAAAGGAAAAAAUCUAAAUAAAGUUGUUGAAAAUAAUAAUGCUUAAAAUCAGGAAGGAUGUUACAUGUAGCUAUAUUAUACAAAUGUUUUAUAU
Messenger RNA from Magallana angulata, 998 nucleotides. RefSeq names its product transmembrane protein 187-like. Bases 107 to 925 code for a protein of 272 amino acids. The transcript has 2 exons. Lineage: Eukaryota; Metazoa; Mollusca; Bivalvia; Ostreida; Ostreidae. Gene Ontology annotation, cellular component: transport vesicle. The record is from RefSeq and is a predicted model, not a curated record.